Messenger RNA from Sinocyclocheilus grahami, 1586 nucleotides. RefSeq names its product phospholipase ABHD3-like. Gene Ontology annotation, molecular function: A2-type glycerophospholipase activity; glycerophospholipid phospholipase A1 activity; acetylesterase activity. The annotation marks the transcript as partial. The record is from RefSeq and is a predicted model, not a curated record. The transcript is spliced from 8 exons. Gene Ontology annotation, biological process: phosphatidylcholine metabolic process; medium-chain fatty acid biosynthetic process; medium-chain fatty acid catabolic process. NCBI's taxonomy places the organism in Eukaryota, Metazoa, Chordata, Actinopteri, Cypriniformes, Cyprinidae.
UCUGGAGAAAGGAAGGAGACAGGAACUCUGGAGAAUACAGUCUUAACUCUAAACGAGACCAGACAACUAGGUGAGCUCAUUACAGCACCAGAUGGAGGCCAGAUCUCUCUGGAUUGGUUUGACAAUGAUGAGAGCGCGUCCCACCCGGACCAGUCCAUGCGCCCCACUGUGCUGCUGCUCCCGGGACUGACGGGCACAAGCCGCGAAUCCUACAUUCUACAUAUGGUACAGCAAAGCCGGGAUCUGGGUUACAGAUGUGUGGUGUUCAAUAACAGAGGAGUAUCGGGUGAAAAGUUACUGACGCCUAGGACUUACUGUGCAGCGAACACAGAGGAUCUGGAGGUGGUCAUUGAACAUGUCCAGCGGACCAUUGACAAAGCUCCGCUCAUGGCGGCUGGGGUUUCUAUGGGCGGGAUGAUGCUGGCAAACUAUCUGGGUCGGAAGGGCUCUGAGGUGCGUCUGAAGGGAGUGGUGGUUUUCUCGGCAGGCUGGGAUGUGUUUGAGUGCACAGCUUCACUGGAAAAGCCCCUGGACCGCUUCCUCUUCAACUCCUACCUCACCAGCUGCCUGCAGGCAUCCGUGGACCGUCACAGAACCAUUCUUGAAAAAAAAUAUGACAUAGACCAUGUAAUGAAGGCUAAGACAAUUCGAGAGUUUGAUGAACGUUUCACAUCAGUCAUGUUCGGUUAUCCAUCCAAUGACGACUACUAUCGAGACGCGAGCCCCAUUCACAAGAUCAAGUCUGUGCAGGUGCCAAUGCUGUGCCUCAAUGCAGCGGACGAUGUCUUUUCCCCCAAUCAUGCCUUUCCAGUGGAGGCGGUGAAGCAGAACCCCAAUGUGGCCCUGCUUAUCACCUGUCAUGGCGGCCAUAUUGGCUUUCUGGAGGGUCUGUGGCCACGGCAGAGCACCUACAUGGACCGAGUUUUUCGCCAGUUCACCAAAGCUGUGUUUGAGAACGGCAGCAGUCUAGAUGAUCUCCACUGACCUUCUCUUUCCAUUCCCUCUACAGCCAUGAGCAAAAAAAUCUGUAUACAUUUCCAAAAUGAAGGGCACAGGUUCACUUGAGGGCCAGGAUUGUUUUUUUUAGUCUGUUCAUUUAUUUAUUUCAUAAUUUUAGUAGUUUUAUUUGAUUUGCAUUCAUGAAACAGAAAUUCUUCUUUGGCCCGCACAUGUUCCAUCCGUCCAUCCAUUGCUGCACUUAUUUGUUUCUUAAUUGCAUGUCUGUGUAUGACUCUCUUAAUUAUGUAUUUUUAUCCACCUGGACCACUGAAUCACUCACUAGGUGAUAUCACUCAACAUGAAUCCACAUAAGAGAGAGAAUGUCCAGAAAAACAUAGUUUAUAGCCCUGAAACCUAUUAGGAGCAUGUCUAGGUUUACCACUAAAUCAAAAUAAAAAAAUGCGAAUAUAUGUUUGCAUAAAGAAAAAUGAAGCUUAAUUUUAGAAAUACUAAUUAUUCUCAAGAGUACAUUUCCCCUUAUCCUUUUUGCAUAUAAUGCGUUAUUAAAUCACCAUUAAUUAAUUUCAGAUAGUGCCAUGAUGUAUACUUAUAAUAGCUUUGCUUUUAGAAAAAAAAAAUAAUAUAUA